AACAGGCACCAAAUCAAGAAGUCCUCCUUAGAUCCCGCCACGGAGGGCAAUUUCGCACUGAGAAAGUACCAUCACAUUCUCUUCGAGGCCCAAACGCCUUUCCGCAGUUCAGUUUUUCACUUUUCGGUAUAGUGCUCACCGUUUCUUUCUCCGCCCGAAAACAUCCUGCUAGGCGCGUGCCAUCCACGCUGUUCAACGGUCGGUCCUCCUCCGUACUUAAUACCAUUUCUUCUUCCCAAUUCUCCGCUUCUCACCAUCUCUCUUCCUUUCUGAGUUUUCACUCUCUCUCGUUCUCUCUGUAAAAUCAUUGCUAGGGUUUUGGCUAAUUGGGGCUUAGCAACUAAUUAUUGCUUCAGUGUUCUACUUGAUACGCAAUUCUACGAUAAGCAAGCACAAUGAUUGAGAAAACCAAGAAACAGAAGAGGGGAAUAAUUAGUGAAGAAGACAUCUCCACUCUCCUGCAAAGGCAUACAGCGAAUACGGUGCUUGCAUUGCUUCAAGAAGUGGCUCAAUUCGAAGGCGUGAAGUUUGAUUGGAAUGCGCUCGUGAAGAAGACGAGGACGGGAAUUUCUAAUGCGAGAGAGUACCAGAUGCUCUGGAGGCAUUUGGCCUAUGGACACGCCUUGCUUGAAAAAUUGGAAGAUGGAGCUCAGCCUCUGGAUGAUGACAGUGAUUUAGAGUAUGAAUUAGAAGCAUUUCCGGAUGUUAGUAGUGAAGCUUCAACUGAGGCUGCUGCUUGUGUCAAGGUCCUGAUUGCUUCUGGUUUAUCAAGUGACUCUGUCCACCCAAAUAGUACAACAGUUGAGGCUCCCUUAACCAUAAAUAUACCUAAUGGACAAGCAGUAAAUUCGCAACCUGCUACAUUGCGAGGGAUGAAUAUAACAGUUCCAGUUUCUGUUCAGAAACAGCCUCUGCCUGCAGUAACAUCCACUGAAGGAUUGGAUGCAAACGGAUCUGUAAGUGGCACCAUUCCUGCACGAAGGAAAAGAAAACCAUGGUUGGAAUCAGAGGACAUGGAGCUGAUUGCUGCUGUGCAGAAAUAUGGUGAAGGGAAUUGGGCAAAUAUCUUACGGAGUGAAUUCAAGUGGGAUAGAACAGCUUCACAGCUAUCUCAGAGGUGGGCCAUCAUCCGUAAAAGGCGACUUGGCAACUGGAAUCUGGGAGGUAACACAAGUGGUGUGCAAAUAACUGAGGCACAGCGCGCGGCACUUCAUGCAAUGAAUUUAGCCCUUGAUCUGCCAGUUAAGAAUACAUUUACAAAUAACUCUGGUGAAACUUCAUCUUCCCAACUCCAGUCUCAACGCCCCUUUGCAACGAAAUCAUCUUCUGUGGGACCACUGGGUUCUGCUGCUAAUUCUCAAGUCGCUGUGAACAAAACAGUGAAGCCUGAUUUUAGUUCAAAUACAGUAAGAGCUGCUGCAGUUGCUGCUGGGGCCCGUAUUACUACUCAAUCAGAUGCUGCUUCAUUGCACAAGGCUACUCAGGCAAAGAGUGCUGUUCAUAUUAUGCCAGCAGCUGGUUCUUCAAUAUCAUCCAUGGCUGGUGGUGCAUCCAGCCACUUUGAGGCUCACCCUAAUGUUCAUUUUGAUGACCUGGCAGCUGUAUCAUUUCCCACCCAUCCAGCUGUCUCAUCCAAUGGCCAACACCUUGCUUUGGAGGCAGCUUCCUCACCAACCACUCAGCCUACUCCAAUUUCUAGUACGGCCAUGAACAUGUCAUCUGAACAGGCUCAUGCUGAACUUCAGUCAAAGCAAGAUGUGACAAAAGAGCAAGUCAAAGAACAUGGAGGCCUUGUCUGUGGAAAUGCUCCACGUGAGCAAGUUCAAGAAAGAAAAGCAGCCUUGCCAAACCAAGAAGCAGAAUUUAAAACUCAAGUAGCUGUAGCCCAGAGUUCUAAUGCUUCACGGAAAGUGGAAAUGGGUGAAAGUGACAUGGUCGAUGUCCCUGGCAACCAGGCUGAAGGGAGUCAAAAUUCAAAUGGUGAUAAGAGCACGUAUCUAGCGGUUGGAAAGGAUGAAUAUCAAUCUGCAGUUCAGGAGAAUUGUGGCAAUCAAAGCACGAGUGGCAAACAAGCUGAUCUGCGAAGCAUGGCAACUGAUGAAUGCAGCAAAAAAGUUGAAGCUGUAAGCAAAGCAGAACCUUGCAAUGUGAUUACAGAGGGAGGUCUUGUAUAAAGCAGCCGGGAAUUUCUUUCUUUUUUCCUUUUCAGGGCAAUCUUCCAUUUGCAUUUUAAUUGACUUCAGAAAUUAGUUAGGGCAAGUUAUAGAAUUUUGUGGUAAGUAAAUGAUUGAAUGCAUAUCUUUGUUAUGGUGCAAAUACAUUUCCUAUUUGCUUGGAGUGAUGAGAUUACUGGGAAUGCAUAUGAACGUGUAAGAAUUAAGGCUUUCUGUUGGGUGCUAAAAUGCCCUAAUUAUUUAUGUAAACAUUAACUUUUGUAAAGAUGGCAAUGGCACUUGCAUAUAUAAUGGAGCUGAGGUUUCCUUUC
Messenger RNA from Hevea brasiliensis (rubber tree), 2485 nucleotides. RefSeq lists its product as uncharacterized. Bases 396 to 2174 code for a protein of 592 amino acids. The transcript has 6 exons. The record is from RefSeq and is a predicted model, not a curated record. NCBI's taxonomy places the organism in Eukaryota, Viridiplantae, Streptophyta, Magnoliopsida, Malpighiales, Euphorbiaceae.